This is a messenger RNA of Trematomus bernacchii (emerald rockcod), 3208 nucleotides long. RefSeq names its product myeloid cell surface antigen CD33-like. The transcript has 14 exons. The coding region runs from base 334 to 1500 and encodes 388 amino acids. The record is from RefSeq and is a predicted model, not a curated record. NCBI's taxonomy places the organism in Eukaryota, Metazoa, Chordata, Actinopteri, Perciformes, Nototheniidae.
CUGACAUGAUAUAGGCUAACAGACCAUAUUUUCACCAUAAGAAGAGUCAUUGUUUCACAUAAAUCCAUGUUGCUGGAUUGCAGAACCAACAACAUUUGCAGUAUUUCUGAUUCUACCCUCCACCCACAUUUAAGAGGGAGGUCUCUUAAAAUUAUGGGUGGUUAAGGACUUCCAAGGAGGGACAUUUCUUUAGAAAACAUUCAACUCUCAAGAGUUCCUAUCUUUGUCAGCUUUACUACAGAACAGCACACAGACUGUCGUCAGGGAGGUUUUUAAAGGACAGACAACUCUCAGCUUCAUCAGUGUAUCAUACCACAAAAACCUCAGAGAAGUAUGGAAAAAGACAGAAGGUUGAUGAUAUACUGUCUGCUUUUGGCAGCUAUAAGCAUCCCUGUGUUUACUGGAGAAUGGAAAGCCAAUGUUGUAAAAGAGCUCAAGGCACUGGUCACAUCCUGUGUUGUUGUUCCCUGUUCAUUCACCCAUCCUGGACCAAACCUGCCUACCUCCAAACUCAGGGGGAUCUGGCAUCAGUCCAAUCAUCGAGGCAAUCUCAUUUACGACGAGGAUGAAACAAGUAUCUCGGAAAACUUCAGGGGACGGACAAAGUUGUUGGGACAUCUGGGUCAGAAAAACUGCACCUUAGAAAUUUCUGAGAUCAAAGAUCACGACAACGGCCCUUUUUGUUUCCGAAUCGAAUUAGCACAAACUUCCUCUCCUGAAAGGUUCUCCUUUCUGGAGGACUGUGUUGAGUUCAAAAUGCUCCCUGAUCCCCCGAAACCUGAACUACAUCACCUAAAGACGGCCUAUCAAGGACGUCCCUACACUGUCACCUGUUCCGUCAAACACACCUGCCCCUACGACCCACCUAAACUCACAUGGAGCAGGGCCACUGCAGAUGUGCCGAAUGUUGUCCACAAAGAAACACAUUUGGGCAACUGGGAGGUUGAGUCCAUCCUGACCAUCCUUCCUGAGGAGAAGGACGACCACACUGAUAUCACCUGCACCGCCAACUUCAACGGACCGAAGACGUCCUCUGCAACGUUGACACUCUAUGUAAAACGUUCAAAAAACUAUAACCACAUCAUCAUUCCCACAGUGGUGGCGAUUGGAACCGCUGUGAUCUUUGCAGUCUUCUGCGUUUUUAUGGUGAAGAGAUACAAGAGACAAAUUGCAGCGCUCCAAAGAGGGGAUGGAAGCGUGUGGAAUCGGCUGUCCAGGAUGUCUCGCAGGAUUCGUUCUGAUGGCCCAGGACCAUCUCGUUCUGAUCAAAGAAGGUCUAUGUUGAGCAGAUAUUUGAGAAGGCCUAAAGCAGACACAGUGGAUAUGAGUCAUAUUCCAAAAAAUGUGAAUUCCAAAUCCUGUGAUGACCAGAAAGUCUCCAAACCUCGUUUCCCGUCCCCCAAAAGCCAGCCAAAAUCCUACAAUCACCAAGAGGAGGACUUUGAUGGUGGUGACGUUUACGAGAACAGUGCGGACCUCAGCAUCUAUGGAAACAUCUGAAACAAGCACGGAGAAAAACAAAUCACUCCCAUAGUGAUCAUUCGUAUUAAGAGCAUCUGAUGACCACAGUCAUAUUAUACAUGAUUAUUGUGGCAUCCUCUUCUAUCCGGCAAAAUGUAUAGAAUUCUGUUUGCUAAUUCGAUCAUUAUAAUAGGAUAAAAAUAAAAUGCAUUUUGAAUAUCGUUGAUCUUUUCUGGGCAAAAAGUUGUCAAACAAUUGUUUUAGAUCAUUUAAAUACAUCAUGCACUUUCAUUCACUCAAAUAUGCCUGCUGUAUUUGACAUGAGAAGAAAUGGGAAAUUCUAAGGAUUUAUAAGGGUGAAAGUCAUACAUAGGAAAAAUCAUAACUUAAAAAGAAAAAACAAGUUAAAUACAGGCAAAAUGCUUAUAUAUACCUAUAUACUGUAUAUAGAGUUGGUCAAUAUAUAUAACAGUUUGUUCUCCUUUUGGUUAGGAAAUUGUACCCUCCGCCCACUUUUAAGGGGGAGGUUUCUUGAAAUGAUCAGUGGUUAGGGACUUUAAAAGGUGGCUAGACUCUUUAUUAACAUUCAACUCUGGAGGUAAGUCCUUCUGAUCUUUAAGAAAUUGUAUAAGAUGCUUUCCUUUGCUGCAUUUUACAAUUUAGAUCAGUAUUAUAUCUUACUCAAAAGUACUAAGUUUCUAAAUAAUGUAUGAGAAAACCUUGAUAUAUCUUUUGUAAUAAUUUGUAUGGCUUCUUCAAAAUGUAUUUUCUGGCUGAAAUUAGGAGCGACUUUGAUUUAUGUUUGACAUUAUUUAAGUAGAGGGUACAGCUUGUUAAAAUGUCUGUUUACAAUUUACAAUUUUGUCUCAUUAGUACAUUGUGAUUCCUGUGGGGGGAACGUAUUUUUUUUCUAAACACCAAAAAGCAUUUCAUUAGGGAUAAUUUUGCUUUGGAACCUGGUUUCGAGAAUAUUAUUCUCUGAAGAAAGACUAUCUUGUUGAGCGUUGUAAUACUGCUGCAUGUUAACAAGCUGGCCUACAUAUAGAACAAUAAAAACCUUUACUGAAUAAGAGAAGUUAUUACCUCAGUAUAUUAAAAUAUUUACUUCUUGCUUAGAAACAACAUGAUGUGAUUUGUUUUUUUUGUUGCGUUUGAUAUUAUUUAACUAUGGCAAACCAUGUAUCUCAUUGAGUAAUAAGAAUGGAUUAAUAUUUUGUCUCCAAGUUUCUUUUUCAGUGUAUAUUAUUAUGUUUUCUUUGUUUAAUAUUAAAAAUGAAUCCAUAAACAGCUGACAGAGAUAGGAGAGAUUUUUUCAGUAAAUGCACAUGAUGGAUCAGAGAGACACUGGUAUUAUGUUACCAUUCAAUUAAUUACAUUACAUGACACUUGAACAGACACCCAGGCUUUAACAUGCAGGUUUUGUUGUUGUUGUUUUUGUCUAUCCAAAAUCCUGUUCUGUUGAAAAGCCUUAAGGUUGGCAGAGAAAAUGGGCGAGGCCCUUAAAAGAUCCUCACGCAUCACCGGAGAUUCACCAUCUUGAAUUUUCUUGAGCUUGAAACAUAUAAUACAGGAAAUUGUGCUUCGCGUCUACUGCCUCUAUUUCGAUGAGGUUUUUGAGAACUAUGAUUCCCAUCUAAGUUCUUCAACUUUAUGGAAAUGAAAUGCUAAAUUGCUUAAGAAUCGCUUUUACAUUUGAGCCUGGGCAGUGGCGGCCGGUCCAUAGGGGCGCUAGGGGCGCCGCCCCACC